Molecule: messenger RNA, 915 nt
Organism: Diaporthe citri
Lineage: Eukaryota; Fungi; Ascomycota; Sordariomycetes; Diaporthales; Diaporthaceae
Exons: 1
Coding region: 1-915 (304 amino acids)
Molecular function (GO): hydrolase activity
Source: RefSeq, a predicted model, not a curated record
AUGGAAGCCCAGCGAAUCGCAACGCAGCAGCCAGACACGAGCACUGAGUACUCCAUCAAGAUCGCCAUGCGGGAUGGUUUCCUAUCUGAGGCUCGCAUCCAUAGACCCUCUGGUGAAGGGAAGCAUCCGCUUCUUGUCUUGCUCUUUGGUGGCGGUUUCAUGUUCGGGGACUGCGACCAGCUGAGCCCCUACGCCCGGCUAGCUACGAGGCUUCUAAACGUUACCGUGAUCAACUUGUCUUACCGCCUCGCCCCAGAGCACAAAUUUCCCACAGCACCACACGACGUUUGGGAUGGCAUUCUUUGGAUCACACGGAACGCAGAGCAUCUCCAGGUGGACCUUGCAGCUGGAUUUGUGAUUGGAGGCCUCUCGGCUGGAGGAAAUUUGGCCGCGGUCACGACGCAGAAAUCUCUCGAUGAAAGGCUCAGCCCCGCUGUGACUGGACUGUGGCUUGGCGUUCCGUGGGUCCUCGAGUCGGAGAUCGUACCCGAAAAGUACAAACAAGUCUAUUUUUCGAGGACGCAAUGUUCUGGUGCCCCGGGACUGGAUCAGCAGGCUAUGGAUAUGUUUAUUUCCGCCUACGACGCGGAUGUCAAGUCGCCGGACUUUUCUCCCUUCAACUCGACGAACCCACACAAGGGAAUGCCGCAAACAUUUGUCCAGGUGUGCGGUGCGGAUCCUCUUAGAGAUGAUGGUCUUAUCUACGAGCGGGCACUGAGGGAGGAGGGGGUAGAGACCAGGUUGUUAGUAUACCCCAAUAUCCCUCAUCUCUUAUCCGAUUUCUUUCAGCUGGAAGCAUUUCAAAACUUCCAUUUCGAUAUCUUGAACAGCUGGGCGAGCCUCUUCAAGAAGCACGUGGCAGCGGAGGAUAUCAAACAGGCGCUAGCUGACAGUCCAUUUACACCAUGUACUUAA